Messenger RNA from Onthophagus taurus, 1960 nucleotides. Its product is annotated as homeobox protein Nkx-6.3. Gene Ontology annotation, cellular component: nucleus. The record is from RefSeq and is a predicted model, not a curated record. Gene Ontology annotation, molecular function: DNA-binding transcription factor activity, RNA polymerase II-specific; RNA polymerase II cis-regulatory region sequence-specific DNA binding. Gene Ontology annotation, biological process: cell differentiation; regulation of transcription by RNA polymerase II. NCBI's taxonomy places the organism in Eukaryota, Metazoa, Arthropoda, Insecta, Coleoptera, Scarabaeidae.
GAACGUGGGAACGAAUAGAGUAGGUCGAAGCGUCUCGGUCGUGAUGAACGAACGGUGUGCGGUUGAGUUUAACAAUUAUUUUGUUAGAAUUGUCGUGGGAUACAAUUUAAUAAAUAUUGUUUUAUAAAAAAAUAAACGAUAUCAAAUAUAGUUUAACGAAUCGGGUUUAAUAGAAACGAGUUGGAGUUUAGAAUUAGUUUUAUUUUUUUUAAGGGGGAGUAUUAAGGUUUAGUAAUUGAGCGACGGCGCUUUACUAGAGAUGAUUCACGGGGGCAAUUGACGGCGCUCGACGGCGUUUAGUACGCGUCGGAUUGCCGAUGCCAUGUGCGGGGGUUGUGGCGUCGACGACGGCAUCGCGACGGUGGCAUCGCGACGCACCCCAGUGCCGUCGUGUCCUCGUUCGCGCCGGUAAAGCGCACUCUCGACGCCCUCCCCUUGAUCCUCGUUAUAUUUCGAAUUCGGUCCGCGGUUUUGAUAGUGAAUAGCGCACCGACUAACGGAGAAACUGUCAACUCGCAAAAAAAAUAAACGCAAAAAAGAGAGAGUUUAAAAAGACGUGAAGAGAAGCGAGAAGAAGAAAAAGUAAAGAGACGUGCGUCUAAAUCACCACUUAGUUUUACUCAGUUCGCGGAGAAUAAUGGGACGAUUAUUAAUGUAUGUGAAAAUUUUACGUGUUAUUUUCUUUGUUGAUAUAUGACGGUACGAUAGAUGUUUAAAUUUGAAAGUGCGAUGACAGAUAGUCCGGAAAAGGAGGAAAAGCUUCACGCAAUUGGCGUGUCGAGCGAACCGGACGGUGACGGUGACGUGCGGUCGAAAGACGACGCGUGCAGGACGCUAACGUGGCACGAGCACGUGUACAAGAAGUUGACAAACAAGCCAACCCCUCAUUAUAUAGAAAAUAUACUCGGUCUUCAAUCGAAAACAACGUGUCAGGGUGAAGAUAACUGCAGGAAAACCGUAUCAUUGACUGAAACGCCGCAGGACGAUUCGACUGAGCCGAAGGAAGAAGUAAAUGAGCCACUUAAUUUAUCAAUAAAAACAGAUGCACCCGCUACUAAAAGAACAAAAAGUUGUAAUAAAGAUGUUACUAGGAAAAGAAAAAAAGCAAGAGAUUUGGAGUGCAAAACUCCCGUUUCUUGUAUCACACCAGACAGUAUUGCUGAAGAUGCGGACGUAAAGUGUAAAAAGAAAAAAGCGAGAACUACGUUUACUGGCCGACAAAUUUUCGAACUUGAAAAACAAUUCGAAUUAAAGAAAUAUCUUAGUAGCAGUGAACGGUCGGAGAUGGCAAAAUUAUUGAAUGUCACAGAAACUCAGGUAAAAAUAUGGUUUCAAAAUCGACGAACAAAAUGGAAGAAAAUAGAUAAUAUUUCGAAUGCUGAAGCGGCAGAGCACAAGAACCACGGUCCGAAGGAUGCGAAAGAGGAGUUACCGCCGUCGAAGCUUCGAAACUAUCCAAAGCACAUAAGCCAAAGUUCAAAUUCGAGCAUAGAAAGCGACUCAAAGAGCAUAGCGUCGAUAGCGGCCGACUCUUCGGUCGGUGUAAAGAGUUUCAAAGACAUUCUGCAACAAUCCGACCACUUGCCUCUUUCGCCGGACUCGCAUUUCCGGGAGCAGAUGGACACGGCCAAAGAUGUCUUGCUAAACCUCUCCUUCAAUGUUCAAGAGAAUUCAUAAUGUGUUAAUUGUAUAGGUUUCUUCGUGCAUAGACUUUUAAAUGUAAGGUAUGAGUAAUAAUUAAUUACGUGGAUUCUUCAGAGAGUAAAGAGAUUGGUCGCGGAAAAAAUACACAGAGAGUACAAUUAAUUAGUUGCACAUAUAUUAGAAAGAUAUUUUUAAUAUAAACUUAUUUUCAUCGGCAUUCAGACUGUUUUAUAUGUAAAGAAAGACCGCCGAUUGCGGGCAAACCUUUGUAAUGAAAAAUCAAUUACUCGUCAGUAAAUAAAUCGUUUCAAUUAUA